Molecule: messenger RNA, 399 nt
Organism: Juglans regia (Persian walnut)
Lineage: Eukaryota; Viridiplantae; Streptophyta; Magnoliopsida; Fagales; Juglandaceae
Product: calcium-dependent protein kinase 19-like
Exons: 1
Coding region: 1-399 (132 amino acids)
Biological process (GO): protein autophosphorylation; peptidyl-serine phosphorylation; intracellular signal transduction
Cellular component (GO): cytoplasm; nucleus
Molecular function (GO): ATP binding; calcium/calmodulin-dependent protein kinase activity; calmodulin binding
Source: RefSeq, a predicted model, not a curated record
AUGAAGCAUGGCAAUCCAGUGGUAGUUACCCCCCAUUUGCUUGAUGGUUUGCCCCUUAAAGUGGUUUUUGAACUCAAGAAUGAGAAUGCACUUUUGAAGGCCAUGGAUUUUGGGUUGUCCAUUUUCAUUGAAGAAGGGAAGGUGUACUGGGGUAUAGUUGGGAGUGCUUAUUAUGUUGCACCUGAAGGAUUACGACGGAGAUAUGAAAUAGAUACUUGGAGUGCAGGAGUUAUCUUGUAUAUAUUACUCAGUGGCGUACCUCCAUUUUGGGCUGAGACGGAGAAGUGGAUUUUUUAUGCUAUUUUGCAAGGGGAAAUUGACUUAGAAAGCAAGCCAUGGCCAUCUAUUUCAAGCAGUGCCAAGGACCUGGUCCGCAAGAUGCUAACACAGGACCCAUAG